AUGCAACGGGACCCCAGGCAGAAAGCUAGGAGAGCAGCGACCUGUGCCAGCCACGAGGAAGAGGGCAGAAAAAAAGCCAUUGUCGAGUUGCAUGUGGAUUGGACAAGCGAGACGCUCCUCAGCACCGCAAUUGCUUCUCGACAUUGCGCCGCGGCCGCAGGCGAAGACGAGGCGAGAAGCACGAUGACGAUGGUUAACGCACAGCUGGUGCCGCAAGCAGGCGUGUUUCAGCACGGUACUCCCCAGCGAAGAGAUACGUGCCGCGUUACGGCCACCGCCAGCGCCAAAUCAGCCGAAGCAAGUUCUCGUGGCGGACGGCUCUCCUGGACUGGUCACACUGUGACCGGAGGUCCUGAAACAGCUGGCUCAAGGGAAACGGCUUUGACACCAGACGCUUGUAGGGCUGACCGGGAGAUGACGGAAAACAGCACGCGAAGCACGAGCGAGACGCUGUGCAAGAAGCCCACGAGGGCAGAGACUCUCGGACGGCAACUUACGCGCCGCCCUGACGUCUUUGUCGUCCGUGGCUCUGCCAGCCAGAUUUUAUGUACCCGCCCCUACUGCUCGAUCCCUAACCUGGAUUUUACUGACAAACCAAGCAUGUUCGCCUCGGAUGUCUACCCCCAGGGCGAAGUUCUACGGCACAGCUCAUCAGCUUCUCUUUUCCGAAUCGGCAAUAGAAUGGCCCUCUCGCUUGUCCCCGCCGCUGUGUUGUAG
Messenger RNA from Ustilaginoidea virens, 717 nucleotides. RefSeq lists its product as uncharacterized. The transcript is spliced from 3 exons. The record is from RefSeq and is a predicted model, not a curated record. Bases 1 to 717 code for a protein of 238 amino acids. Lineage: Eukaryota; Fungi; Ascomycota; Sordariomycetes; Hypocreales; Clavicipitaceae.